UGAGGCCAGUGCCAUUCCACCGGGGACAAUGACAUAUGAAACAAGGUUCAAGGUGGUCCUCCUUGUUAUACCCGUGUGCCACAGCUAUGGUCACAUAAUGCUUCAUCUCUGUCUUCAAUUUGGUGGCACUACUGUUUUCGUCCAAAGAUUCAGCGCCAGAAAAUUUCUUCAGACUAUUCAGAAUUUCAAGGUGACAUAUUGCCCAAUUGUUCCCCACCUGGCCAAGUCUCUGGCAGAGAUGCCGUUCCUGAAACACUACGACAUCUCCUCCAUGUAAGCUUCAAUUCUUCUGGCGCCCUGCUACCAACUGCCACAGUCACCUCCUUCGAGGA
Cherax quadricarinatus is the source of this 332-nucleotide messenger RNA. The record is from RefSeq and is a predicted model, not a curated record. NCBI's taxonomy places the organism in Eukaryota, Metazoa, Arthropoda, Malacostraca, Decapoda, Parastacidae.